Messenger RNA from Mucor mucedo, 2370 nucleotides. RefSeq names its product alkaline-phosphatase-like protein. The coding region runs from base 1 to 2370 and encodes 789 amino acids. The record is from RefSeq and is a predicted model, not a curated record. The transcript has 10 exons. NCBI's taxonomy places the organism in Eukaryota, Fungi, Mucoromycota, Mucoromycetes, Mucorales, Mucoraceae. Gene Ontology annotation, biological process: GPI anchor biosynthetic process. Gene Ontology annotation, cellular component: endoplasmic reticulum membrane.
AUGUUGAAUAUAGGUCGAAAGCCACUUUACCUGGGUAUACUGGCCUUACUUCAACUGGUUGGAAUCUGUUUAUUUUGUAAAGGAUUCUUUCCUUACAAAAUUUAUCUUUCGGGCCAUGCGACACAGGAUGACGUGCCGGCAUUGUUGAAAGACUUGCAUAACGAAGCUGAAUUUGACAGACUGGUAUUUGUUGUCAUUGAUGCCCUUCGAAACGACUUUAUUUUGGGAAACGAUUCCGGGUUUGACUUUAUCAACAGCCAGAUUCAGAGAGGAGCCGCUUCAGCUUUUACAGCCAGGGCUACCGCACCUACAGUAACCAUGCCUCGUAUCAAAGCCAUGACAACAGGUACAAUCCCUAGUUUUUUAGACGCGAUUUUGAACAUUGCUGAAUCGGAUACGAGUUCCUCACUGGAUUUCCACGACAAUUGGGUCCAUCAGUUCAAGAGCAACAACAAGACGAUUCAUUUCUUUGGAGACGAUACUUGGAUGCGAUUAUUUCCUGGUGUAUUUGAUAAAACCGAUGGCACCACUUCAUUUCUUGUUUCGGAUACAGUGGAAGUGGAUUUAAAUGUAACUCGACAUAUAAAGACGGAUUUGGUAGAGAUGGAUUGGGAUGCCGUGAUUUUGCAUUAUUUAGGAUUGGACCAUAUCGGUCAUUUAGGUGGCCCCAAGAGUCCCUUAAUGAAGCCUAAACAACGAGAGAUGGAUGAGGCAAUCGAAAGCAUAUAUGAGAUUAUUUCCAAGCAAGAUGCGGAUCGCAUGGUGCAUGACAGCAAAGCCAAGGGCACCUUGAUGGUAGUAUGUGGUGAUCAUGGCAUGAAUGAGAAAGGAAAUCACGGUGGAUCUUCAAUCGGAGAAACCUCUGCAGCACUUGUAUUUUUAAGUCCGAGAUUUGAAUCACGUCCCUCAAUUAAGACGUCUCCGAGAUUGGAAGGGAAGGACGUCGUGAUGGGACAUCCCAUAAUAGAUCAGAUUGAUAUCGUGCCUACAUUGGCCACACUCUUUGGGUUCCCCAUUCCCAAAAACAAUCUGGGAAAAGUAAUUUCGAAUCUGUCUGGCACGAGCGAUGUAAAAUCAAUGCUUCAUGGACUUGGAUUGAAUGCGUAUCAAUUGGCACAAUUAUUGUCGAGACUAUUUCCAGAAGUUUCUAGAUUUAUAGAGGAUGUGAAUUUGAAAGAGGAAGACGAUUCACCAGGUCGAUAUUAUGCAGAAGCUAUUCGAAGCCAUCAACAGUUUUUGGAGACGGGAACAGAGGGGAAGGAAACGAUGGAAGCUUAUAAAAAGUUGUAUCCGGUUGGUCUAUGCAUGGCACAAUUGGUGUUUGUCCGUAUCGGAUUCUCCUGGGGUCAUAUCCAGGCAUGGAUGUUAUCCUACCCAGCAGCGCAGUGGCAUCUGAUGGCGUUGUCCCUGACAGUAUCUGUUGUAGGAGGGUUAAAGGCGAUGAAAGAGUUGAAGGGACGACAAAUGAUAGAUAUCCAAGGAGAAUCAACGACGAUGGCGGCACAAGCUUCCGAAGUUUUUUUUUACAAGGAGCUUUUAAAUUGGGAACUUGUCCGGGAUUUGGAUCAAGUGCAAUUGGGAAAGUUAAUUUUUAAUUAUCAAGGGGCCGGAAUAUUUGUUUUAUGUGGUUUGUUCUAUGUUACCAAAAGAGCUAGUUUGUUGACGAUGGGAGAAUCCCGACCAGAGAAAAAGACAGGUGUCUUUUUACAAUUACUGUUACACUUGAGUACUCCCAUCUGGAUACUCCUGAGUGAAUGUCAGCAUGCGUUCCUUUUUGUGAUUUUUUAUUUACAGUUACUUGUUUUGUUACAAUGGCAAAAAUAUUUGGCAUGCAAGAAAAUUGGGAUCCCUGUCUGGCUUAUCAGUAUGCUGGUAAGUGGGAUGAGCCAAGGCGGGUUCUACCUGACAGGGCACACAAAUUCUAUAGCGACGAUUGAUUUGAGUAAUGCGUACGUGGGAGUACAAGAAUAUGACACAUUACUUAUCGGUGUUCUCACGUUUUGUUCGAAUUGGGCUUGCAGUAUCUGGUGGUGUAUGGCUGGAUGGGUAUUGAUUGAAAAUGAGGAGGAGCCGGAGCAAGAGCAGGAGAAACAGACAAAAGAAGAAGAGGAGGACAGCAGGUGGAUCUCCUACAUGGUGACUCAGUCCAGCUUAUUUAGCCUUGUUUUAGGGUUCCUGUCCAUCUCAGUGACGAUCCUGCGAGAACACUUAUUCAUCUGGACGGUAUUUUCACCCAAGUAUCUCUAUCAGAUCGCAUGGACGGUUUUAUAUCAUUGGGUGGUGCAGGUGUGUUUAGGAUCAAUAUUUACACAGGUCUUAUUUAAAUGGAACAACUUUACGGAAGAAAUAGAUGUUGUGGAUGACUACUAA